AUGCUUCACGUUUUCCCAAAGACCUCCCUUCUAUUGAUUUUCCUGUGGCUUCAUUGCCUGAAGGCUCUCGAUAACAAAUUUUACUGUAACUCGGGGUUCAAACGUGACACAGACACUAAUGCAGUGUGCUUGUUAAAACACUCAGUGUUGCCUGGCUCGGCAAUGUAUAACUGCGCAUACUCAAGCUGCUGGUAUAACGGUAGUAAAUGGUCUCCGAUGUCGGGUUGCCAACUCAUUGGUUCGCUGGACAAAGGCAUCAGUAAUCAAAAAUGUACCAUAUAUGAGUACAACGAAAAAAAAUACAAUAUUGCUUGUACCAACGCUGGAGGGACAUCUUAUACAUGCCCUUAUACGGCCUCUACUGUGCCCGCCAUCUUGUGCACCGACUGCGCUUAUGUAAGGUCAAGAGAUCCAUAA
This is a messenger RNA of Melampsora larici-populina 98AG31, 417 nucleotides long. RefSeq lists its product as uncharacterized. The record is from RefSeq and is a predicted model, not a curated record. The transcript has 5 exons. Lineage: Eukaryota; Fungi; Basidiomycota; Pucciniomycetes; Pucciniales; Melampsoraceae. Bases 1 to 417 code for a protein of 138 amino acids.